Molecule: messenger RNA, 1510 nt
Organism: Arachis duranensis
Lineage: Eukaryota; Viridiplantae; Streptophyta; Magnoliopsida; Fabales; Fabaceae
Product: UDP-glucuronic acid decarboxylase 6
Exons: 13
Coding region: 238-1278 (346 amino acids)
Biological process (GO): D-xylose metabolic process
Cellular component (GO): cytoplasm
Molecular function (GO): NAD+ binding; UDP-glucuronate decarboxylase activity
Source: RefSeq, a predicted model, not a curated record
AAGGCUUCCAUUACUCAUUGUUUUUCUUCCAAAUUUCUAUAUUUUUUAUAUUCAUAAAUGUUUUUAUUCCCUUUUAAAUUCACCGUUUGGUGGGGGAUCUUAAUUUAUUCCUGUCUAUAUAUAUAAAUGGGUGUAUUAACAUUCUAUGCUUGUAUCAGAAGAUUGGUUAGGGUUUUGUGUUGCUAAUUUUCUAGACCUAUUAUUCAUCAGGAUUUUGACUUUUAAAGGUCUCUGACAAUGGCAAGCAAUUCUUCUAAUGGAGAUCACCAAACAUCAACAAAGCAGCCACCUCUGCCAUCUCCCCUGCGUUUCUCCAAAUUCUUUCAGUCCAACAUGAGAAUAUUGGUCACUGGAGGAGCUGGAUUCAUCGGGUCUCACCUGGUUGACAGAUUGAUGGAAAAUGAAAAAAAUGAGGUCAUUGUUGCUGAUAACUACUUCACUGGAUCCAAGGACAAUCUCAAAAAAUGGAUUGGUCAUCCAAGAUUUGAGCUUAUCCGUCAUGAUGUUACGGAGCCAUUGUUGAUUGAGGUUGAUCAGAUCUAUCAUCUUGCAUGCCCAGCAUCUCCUAUUUUCUACAAAUACAAUCCUGUGAAGACAAUAAAGACAAAUGUGAUUGGAACACUGAACAUGCUUGGGCUUGCGAAGCGAGUUGGAGCAAGGAUUUUGCUUACAUCAACUUCUGAGGUUUAUGGUGAUCCUCUUGUGCACCCCCAACCUGAAAGCUACUGGGGAAAUGUUAACCCUAUUGGAGUUCGUAGCUGCUACGAUGAGGGGAAGCGUGUGGCUGAGACUUUGAUGUUUGAUUAUCAUAGGCAGCAUGGACUAGAAAUACGCAUUGCAAGAAUCUUUAACACGUAUGGACCGCGCAUGAACAUUGAUGAUGGACGUGUUGUUAGCAACUUCAUUGCUCAGGCACUUCGUGGUGAACCCUUGACAGUCCAAUCUCCAGGGACACAAACUCGCAGUUUCUGCUACGUCUCAGACAUGGUUGAUGGACUUAUCCGUCUCAUGGAAGGACCGAACACCGGACCAAUCAACCUUGGAAACCCAGGCGAAUUUACAAUGGUUGAACUUGCUGAGACAGUGAAGGAGCUUAUUAAUCCAAAAGUGGAGAUCAAGAUGGUGGAGAACACCCCGGAUGAUCCACGACAGAGGAAACCGGACAUAUCACAGGCAAAGGAAUUGUUGGGAUGGGAACCGAAAAUCAAGUUGCGCGAUGGUCUUCCUCGCAUGGAGGAGGAUUUCCGUCUGAGGCUUGGAGUUGACAAGAGCAAUUAACUCCCUCACUCUGUCCAUACAUGUUAAGAGGGAUGAAUCUGCAGUUUUAAAAUUUUUCAUAUUCAUAGUUAUUAUACUCAGGAGGUUUGGAUGGCUUUCUAAUUUGGUUUCUGAAUUGUCACAUAGUUAAAGUCUUAAAGAGUUGUUAUCUUUAAAUGUUUAUUAUUUGCCAGAAGACUACAGCUUGUCACUUCAAAUUUUGGAAUGUUUAUUGAAUUGAAAUUUCUGCUUA